GCACAGACGAGGGAGGCGCGUUCAGCUGACAACCUCGCAGGGGGUAACUUCACUUCUCUUCCCCCGGACUUAAGCCGACUUUUAUGGAAACAAGUAAAAUGCACUGCUUCUCUGGAAGUUUUACAAGUUUACUUUGAGCCAACACGGCUUGGAGUAGGUAGCAGCGCGGCUUCUGUUUUUUGGGAAUGCGUCCUCCUCGAUCUGCCAGGAAAGAGCAGAGAGGGACAGCUCACCUCCGGAGACAUGUACUGGACAUUUAUGGACUGGAAAAUACUGAUGUCCAUUGUUCUUCUAUGGGACCAGCUUCAGGGUUUGGAGCUACGUCCUACAAGAUGGCCUCUGUAUUCCCAAAAGCCCCUGGUCCUGGCCUGGAACGCCCCAACUGAGGACUGUGUCCCCCGGCAUGGAGUGCGACUUGAGUUGGACUUGUUCCAAAUUGUUGCCACACCCAAUGAAGCUUUUUUCAGACAAAACCUUACCAUCUUUUAUAAGGAUAGGCUUGGUUUAUACCCUUAUUUUGAAGAGGACAAAACCCCAGUGAAUGGAGGGUUGCCUCAGGUGGCUAAUCUCACUCAACACCUUCAUAAGAUGCCAGAGGUGGUGGGAAAAUACAUUCGGGAGGCAAACGCUAAAGGACUGGCUGUUAUUGACUGGGAAGAAUGGCGUCCGCUUUGGAUCAGAAACUGGGAUGCUAAAGACAUUUACCGCAAACAGUCAAAGGAGUUAGUAAGACAGAGAAACCCAACAUUGCCAGAUGAGCAGGUGUUCAAAGUUGCACAGCAAGAAUUUGAGUCAUCAGCAAGGAAAUUCAUGUUAGAGACGUUAAAAGCAGCCAAAAAAAUGAGACCAAAUCAACUAUGGGGUUUUUAUCUAUUCCCAGACUGCUACAAUCAUGAUUAUAGGAGGACUUUGGAGAAUUACACUGGUCGCUGUCCGGAUGUAGAAGUGGCCAGGAAUGAGCAGUUGAAGUGGUUAUGGGAGGAGAGUACUGCCCUUUUUCCUUCUAUCUACAUGGGCAAGGUUCUGAAGUCUUCACGCUCCGGGCAGCAGUUUGUGAGGAACAGAGUGAAGGAGGGCAUGCGCUUGGCUUCGUCCGGAGAGGGGCUAGCCAGACCUGUGUUUGUGUACACCAGGCCCACCUACGCUAACUCACCGGACCCACUGACAGAGACUGACCUGGUGUCCACCAUCGGGGAGAGUGUGGCUUUAGGAGCGGCUGGUAUUAUCCUGUGGGGGGAUGUGGCCUACGCAAGCAGCAAAACAAGCUGUUCCGAGCUUAAGGCCUAUCUCCAGGAUCCACUGAGCAAAUACUUACUGAAUGUUACUACGACGGCCGAGCUCUGCAGCCAGACCCUCUGUGGCUCUCACGGCCGAUGCCUGAGACGAAACCCGGACAGCGAUGUUUACCUGCACCUCAGCCCCCUCACUCAUGCCAUCACGAAACAAAAUGGCCGAUGGGUAGUGACCGGAGAGCUGGAUGAAGCGGAGAAGAUGAGAUUUGAGAUGGAUUUUCUGUGCCAGUGUUACAGCGGGUAUCAGGGAGAAACUUGCAAGCAGACGGACCCAAUGCACCAAAAAGGAAAUGCAAUCAGGGCUAAAGCUUCAAUUUUACAAUGUGCUUUGUUGUUAGUAUUUUUUCUAAUUCUCUCCUAAUGCUUUUCUUUUUUGGGAGUUGUUAUCAUUGCAAAUCAUGUGCUCCUGAGUGCAAAGAGCAUAAUUUAUAUACAGUACAAAAAGGGAUAUCUAGACUCAUUGAUUAAAUUACUUGAACUCAAAUCAAUCUGGAUUUUAGAACUUAUGACUAAGUACAUUACACUCCACGUUACACUUGUUUUGUGGUUUUCUAGUUUUGAGAUUUAAGGAAAAAAUGCUAUAGGUAAGACUUUUCUACCCUGUUAGCAAAUAAUGUGCCUUGAAAAAAUAAGCCAUGUUUUUCUCAAGGUACAUCAAAUAGUUCAUCUAUUUUCAAGAUUACAAUUUAGAAUUUGAGUAACUUUAACCAGUGUUAAAUUCAUGCAGUUAAGGCUGUGACUGUUGAAAAGCAUUGCUUCAAAAAUGCCAGACUUCUUUCCUGCCAAAAUCAUUCUUUCAGGAAACUAUUUAGUCAUUUGCAAAUUGAGCUGGCAUGAUUGUUUUAUGCCAGAUGCCUUACCUUUUAUAUAAUUUAAAUGAGCUUGGAAAUGAUUGUGAUUUUCUGUGAUUUUCUUUAGCGUUUCCUUUCUGGGGUUGUUGGCAAACCAUCUUAUGUGCAGGGACUAAACUGACACCAGGUUUUAUGCCAGAUGCCCUCCCUAAUUUGCUAUUAAACAAUAAGAAGUACCCAGAUUUGUGGAUAGGUGCAUCUGUCAGUCUUUUUUUCUUAGCUUUCCUGUCAAGUUACCACAACAAACCAUUGGCCACCAUUUGUGCAUUGAUUUGCAUAAUGUGUUUAGGAUUUUUUUUUUUUUUUAACUCCAGAUGACCUUCCAGCAUCCAUCUAUUUAGUUUUGAGGCUGCCACAAAGAGUACACUGGUUUUAGAGGCCCUCAUCUCUUAUUAUAUUCUACCUUUUCACCAUUGCUGUAUAAAGUAGGAUUUUAUUAGAUGAAUUUUAAGGAGUUGUGGAGGCCUUUGUAAAUUUUCUUUGUACAAAUCCUUUGUAAACUUUGAGGGGCCUUGCUGGAAAUUACUGUUUACAUUGACUUCCUGUCAGUCACUGUUUCCAAAAGUGUCAAAUUCCACUUUUAUUAUAUAUAGAACGAUUUCAAAUAGGAUGUGAUGUACUCGUGUGAGUCUGUGUGCUAAAUGUAAAAAAAAAAAGUGCACUUAAAUCAAAACACAUUCUAGUUAAAGUGCCUCAUAGGAUAUAAUGAACAAAGACAUGAGCAGUAUUAUUUAUUUUGAAUGUAAUUUUAGAUUUUCUUAAUAUUUUCAAAUCAUGACUACUAUUUGCUCUAUUUGAAAGUGAUUUUUACUGAUUUUUGGACUUGCACCAAAGAAAUAAACAUAUCUUUACAGGUUUUGUUUUGCCUUUGAAAUGUCAUGUGAAUCUGUGUGAAUUGUGAGGGGGAUGUGGCUGGAAAGUGAAUGCAAUACGACCAGAACUGUAGGUUUCUAUUACAUUAUAUGACUGUUAUUUGAAUGUUGCUAUGGUGAUGGUCACAUAAGAGAUUGAAAAAGCCUUCUCAUUAUAGACUGGGAUUUAAGUACUUGACUGACAAACCUUCACUUCAAUUUACUGUCACAUUAAUUCUUUUUGUGAAAUUUUAUGUUCACAAAUGUGUGAAAACUAGCAGCAGUAGCCCUUGU
Messenger RNA from Boleophthalmus pectinirostris (great blue-spotted mudskipper), 3288 nucleotides. It is a transcript of the gene hyal2a, whose product is annotated as hyaluronidase 2a. Bases 244 to 1653 code for a protein of 469 amino acids. Gene Ontology annotation, biological process: hyaluronan catabolic process; carbohydrate metabolic process. The record is from RefSeq and is a predicted model, not a curated record. Gene Ontology annotation, molecular function: hyalurononglucosaminidase activity; hyaluronoglucuronidase activity. The transcript is spliced from 5 exons. NCBI's taxonomy places the organism in Eukaryota, Metazoa, Chordata, Actinopteri, Gobiiformes, Gobiidae.